CAGCCAAUCAAUUCAUUAAUAGCGCGUUACGUACUACAGUACAUGCCUCUGUUUGGCAGGUUGCUUGCAAACCCUGUACAGUAUUAUGGCGAAACAAACAGUGCAACAGCGACUCAACAAGCCAAAGUAAAAAAACGGUUCUUUUAAAGUGGGCUGGCUGUCAGAGAGGCUCCAGCAUACCCUCCGACCCUAGUCAGGAUUAGCGGUAACGAAAAUUGAUGGCUGGAUGGAUGGCUGUCGGAGUAUGUGCAAACAGAAGAACAACAGGUGAAACUGGAGAGGAGGCCGUGGACCGGACUCACAGAAGAAGACGAAAGACAGAGCCCUCUGGUUGUGUGUGUGUGCGUGACCUGGUGGGACUUUGAUGGGACAGUGAGCAAUGCCGGACGAGCAGCGACAGCAGGUUGGCAGUAGGGGGCGGUGCUCCAGCAUCCUCCCCCCUGUCCUCCACCUCUUUCUUCUCCUCUCUCUUGCAACCCAUUCCGGCCAAGCAGCCAUACACAUUCCAUCCAACUACCACAUAAGUGACCUCAAGAGGCCUCCAGUCAUCACCACGCAGCCGGAGUCUGUAACAGUCUUCAGCGUUGAAGACCUCGUCAUGACCUGCGAAGCCUCUGGCAACCCUCCUCCCAUUUUCCGAUGGACGAAGGAUGGAGAAGAGUUUGAUCCAGGCACCGACCCAGAGCUGAAGGUGACUGAGCGCUCAGGCUCAUUCGUGUUCUACACGCUCAGUAACACAAUGGACGCCAUGAAGCAGUACCAGGGCAAAUACGUGUGUUACGCAUCCAACGAGCUUGGGACGGCCGUCUCCAGUGAAGCCAUACUCAACACUGAUGUCCCACCAACUCUGCAGAAAGAGAAAAAAGUGAAUGUGAAAUCUGAGGAAGGAAGCAGCAUUGUUCUGGAAUGUAAUCCCCCACAGAGCUCAAUGGAGCCCAUCAUUCACUGGAUGGACUGGAAGCUCCGUCACAUCCAGCUGAGUGAGCGUGUGGUGGCGGGCAAGGAUGGUAACUUAUAUUUUGCCCACCUAAAAAAGGAGGACAGCAGAGAUGACUAUACCUGCAAUGUCCAAUAUCUUGCCACUCGCACCAUCCUGGCAAAAGAGCCAGUCACUCUGACCGUCAACCCCUCCAACUCAGUGCUGCGGAACAGGAGGCCCCACAUGAUGAGACCUACUGGAAGCCACAGCACUUACCAUGCACUCAGGGGCCAGACCAUAGAGCUCGAGUGCAUCAUCCAAGGCUAUCCAACUCCCAAAGUAUUGUGGGUUAGGAAGGACGGGGAGCUGUCGGAAUCCCGCACCGACAAAGAGAUGUUUGACCGCCGUCUGCGCUUCACCAAUAUCUCUGAGAGCGAUGCAGGGGAGUAUCAGUGUAUAGCUGAGAAUUCCCAAGGGAAGACCACACACACUUACACAGUGAAUGUGGAAGCUGCUCCGUACUGGACCAAAGAGCCAGUCAGUCAAUUAUAUGCUCCAGGUGAGAAUGUCAGACUAGACUGCCAGGCAGAAGGCAUCCCUUCUCCAACCAUCACCUGGACGAUCAACGGGAUCCCCCUCUCAUCGACUGACAAAGACCCCAGACGCACCGUAACAACCAGCGGUUCUCUCGUCCUGAAAGAUGUCAAUUUUGGAGACACUGCGAUCUACCAGUGCCAGGCCUCCAAUAAGCACGGAACCAUCCUCAUCAACACCAACAUUUAUGUUAUUGAGCUGCCUCCCCAGAUCCUUACUAAGGAUGGCAACACCUACACGGUUACCGAGGGCCAGAAGGUUUUGCUUGAGUGUGAAAGCUUUGGAUCUCCUAAACCAAAAGUCAUAUGGAACGGUGGCAGUGCUUCCACCCUUCUGGCGGAUUCCAGAAUUAACCCUCUCACCACUGGAGGGCUGGAGAUCUCCAAUAUCACACAUGACGACGAGGGCUUCUACGCUUGCUCUGUACAGAACACCAACUUGUCCAUUAGUGCGGAGCUGGAAGUGCUCAACAGGACAGUGAUCCUGUCGCCUCCUCAGGCUCUGAAGGUGCAGCCUGGACAGACGGCUAUCUUCACUUGUCUUUCCUUAGUGGACCCCAAGCUCGCCUCUCCACUCAUUCAGUGGAGAAAGAACGACCACAAGCUGUUUGCAUCUGAAAGUGAUGAAAAGUAUACAUUCGAAGGACCAGACUUAAUUAUUGCUAAUGCAGAACCUGAAGAUGAAGGAAACUACACGUGUCAGGUCAUCACUAAUCUGGACAUGGCCGAAGCAACUGGCACACUCACUCUAUAUGAUUAUCCGGACCCUCCUGUCCUUCUGCAACUGACACAACCUAAACAACGUACAGUCACACUCAGCUGGACUCCUGGAGAUGAACACAAUAGCCCAGUGAUAGAGUAUGUAAUUGAGUUUGAGGAUCAAGUUUCAAAAUCAAACGAGAAGGGUUGGGAAGAGUUGAGCCGAGUACCAGGGAACACAGAGCGUGCCAGUCUCUCUCUGUGGCCCUACAUGUCUUAUCGUUUCCGUGUUAUUGCCAUCAACGAAGUGGGUAAGAGCGCUCCCAGCAAGGUGUCUGAAAUCUACAGCACAGCUGCUGAAGCACCAGACAAUAACCCUGAAGAUGUCAGGAGUGAGUCCAUUGACCCAGAUACACUUGUCAUCACCUGGGAGGAAAUGGAUAAACGGAGCUUCAACGGGCCUGACUUCAAGUACCGCAUCCUGUGGAGGCGAGUGGUGGGCAGUGGACCCACCUGGCGCACUAACUACACAACAGCGCCACCAUUUGUUGUCAGUGAAAUCGGCAACUUCUCUGCAUUUGAGAUCAAAGUACAGGCGAUUAAUGAAAAGGGGGAGGGGCCUGAGCCGGACCCUGUUAUUGGCUACUCAGGAGAGAAUAUUCCACUGGAGGCCCCCAUGAAUGUAGGUGUCGCCCUACUGAACAGCACUGCCAUCAGGGUGACCUGGGCUGCUAUAGACAGAGAGACAGUCAGAGGACACCUGCUUGGCUACAAGAUUCACUUGACGAGAGUCAGCUCUCUGAGCCACCACAGAGCUCGAAGGGAGCCAUCCAUUACCGUUGUAGUGGCCACUGGGGCCAACGAGGAGAGGAAGGUGAUUGGCGAUCUCCAACCGUACUCCCACUACACCUUGACCGUCAGCGUGUUCAACAGUAAAGGGGAUGGCCCGCCUUGUGAGAUGCUGUCAUUCAACACUGCUGAGGGAGUUCCUCAUCCCCCAACAUCUCUGACGCUGGACAGUCCAUCUGAGACAGAAAUGACCCUGCGUUGGACACCACCGAGUCGGCCCAAUGGGAUUCUAAUUGGAUACCUCCUGCAGUACCAACAGAUCGUAGAGAGUGAUGACAGCCCUAUGCAGGAGGAGAAAAUAAAUGAUCCGAAAAUAAGCCACCUCACCCUGAAGGGCCUGGAUCGCCACAGCCACUACCGCUUCUACCUGAAGGGGCGCACUGCUACCGGGGAUGGAGAGCCCAUCAUGAGGGAAGGUGCCACCACACUGGAUGGCGCACCCCCAGUCAACAUCAGCGUGCUUCCUGGUGAUAACUUUGCUAACAUCAGCUGGGUGGCCAAGAAGAGGCACAGGAAUGUUCGAUUCCAGAUCCACUAUCUAAGGAAGAAUGAUGCUAAUAAAUGGAAGAAGACAGAAAAGGUGGACUCCUCCCAGUCUUUCUACCAGCUCCAGGAUCUGAGACCUGGUUCCCAUUACCAUCUGCGCUUCACCCACAGCAACAUCACCUUCUUUCAGACUGAGAUUGACACAGCGGGAACAGAAGUGACGGAGGUGCAGCCAAGCUUCGCAACCCAGGGCUGGUUCAUCGGCCUUGUGAGCGCCAUUGUGCUGCUGCUACUCAUACUGCUCAUUCUCUGCUUUGUCAGAAGGAACAAAGGGGGGAAGUAUUCAGUGAAAGAUAAAGAAGAAGGCCCAAUUGACUCUGAGGCUCGCCCGAUGAAGGACGAGACUUUUGGAGAGUACAGAUCUCUAGAAAGCGACCUGGAGGAGAAGCGCACGGCCAGCCAGCCGUCGCUGGGUGAGGAGAGCAAACUGUGCAGUGAGGACAACCUGGACUUCAACGGAAGCAGUGUGCUGACCACCGAGAUCAACCUAGAUGAGUCACUGGCCAGCCAGUUCAGUCGGCCCAGCGAGAGCCGGGAGGUGCCGAAUAACUCCCCACUUAACCCCACCACUGUUUCUCCCGCCCCCAAUGGCCUCCCCAACCAAGUCACCAUCCUCGAUUAGCCUCCAUGGAUUCGUGGAGGACCAUCAGACCAAAACAUGUCAACACAUACGUGCCCAUACACUCCUGUUCCCUGCUGAGUAGUUUGACGACUAACACGCAAUCAUUGUAUUGACAAUUCAGAUGCUUGUGGUGUCAUCUGAUGGACUGGACUGUCCUGACCAAAGGAGUGUCCGAAGUACUGGACAAUGUGACUAACCUUGACACGGAGAAAAAUCCUUUAACUCUCCCUGAUCCUUCUUCAUCUGUAUAGUGUGUAACACUUCAUCCUUUCUCGUCUCAAAACAGAAUGUCAUGCAGUAGAAAUGACCCAAGGAGGCUGUAUAUAUAUUGUAGAGCAGCUUGAGAGUGAAAGUGAAGCAUGAUGGGACACAGACAGCACAUGCUGCUGUGACACAUCGUAGAUAUUUAUCACUUUUUUUUUAAUUUGCUAAUUUCCCACAAUGUAAUUGCCAAUGAUGUGUUAAAACGGUGUUUGAAUAUGUUUGCUACAAUUUUUAUGAUUUAAUCACCAUUUCCAACACUAUUUACAUAUACAGUAUAUAAAAACGCCCUGUUUUGACUUCUCUUCACUGACAUAUUUUGUGGAUCUGACCGAGAGAACUGAAGCCAGGUUUUGUAUCAUAACCAACACUGAAUGCAUUAAGGGGAACUUUCUGUGAAAAUGCAGAGUAGCAUCUGGUGUAUAUAUUUGCAUCUAAAUGUAUCUAUCUAGCCAUAUUACAGUAUUAUAGCUCCUGGUCCUUACAAGUUCCUGUGCCUGCUGGGUUUUGCAUAGCGCACCAGAUUGAUGUCAUUACGUGCUCGCCUUUCCACCACAAGUGUAAUGUCAUGAUUGGAAAUGAUGUUGUAACUUUUUGUGUCAAGACCUUUGUGUACCUUUCUGUAUCUUGUCUUUGUCUCUUCCUACACUAUUGUCUCUUCAUACCUCUCCAUCUCACCUAUUCUGAGGAGCAUUAUUUUGUGUAUGCUUGCAGGUUAGGAGGUUGGCUAAGCACUCCCAAUUUCCAGACUUUUAUUAAUGCAGUCCAAUAUUGCAGAUAGGCAAAAUGAUUGACAGUCUUUGCAUAAUAAAGACAAACACACUUCAAUCCAAUACAGGCAAUGUAUUCUUUUGACUGCUGACAUUGUAGUUACAGUUCAGGACAAUUAUUCAUAUCAUGACCAAAUUUUAUUGUUAGUGAUUUUUUUUUAUUAUUUGUUGAAUAGGUAUUGUAGGACGCUAUGUUAAGUGAUGUUAAUUUGAAAAAAAAUGUGUAAAUGUUUAGUUUAUUAAUGUCGUGUUUCAUCAAAAUUAAUCAGUCAUUUUUCAAAUAUAUAUAUAUAUAUAUUUAUAUAUAUAUAUAACUUUCCUAAUUUUUAAUUACAUUUUUAUUUUAAUUUUUAUUUUAAUUUUUUACAUUUUGUCACAUCUUUUGCCAUCAUAAUUUCCAAAUAUUUUCCAAAAACAUAAACAAUGAAGAUAAAUGUUGUUCAUAUUUCUAAUGUAUUCAUAUUUUAAAUAUUUGUAUUUUUAUUUUUUUUAAAUUAUUCAACACAACCGUCAGAAAGUUGCAAAUAACCAUUCAACAAAUAAAAUAAUCAUAACUCAAGAUUUGGCCAUGCUAUGAAUAAUUAUGGGCUUAAAUGUACAUUGUGCUGAUUAGGUUUAGGUUGAUGCAUAAAGUUGGACCUUUUUCCUCCCUAAGAAAUGUAAAUACAUCCUUUAAAAGACUGCUAUGAAGAACCCAACCGUGGCCGCUAUAAAGAAAAUGUGCAGGAUUAAAACGUCUGAGCAUCAUCUUAAAGCAAGCAUUUCUUCUUUGUACUUCAUUUGUUAUGAACAAUCAGUAAAAUCUGGCUGUUUAGCAAACAAAGUUGAGGAUAAAAGAAAAUAGAUUUAAAAAAGCUGCAUUUUUUGGUAGAUGUUUUCAAUUUUUAUACAUAAUUGUACAAUAUUGUCACUUAGUAAUUACAUUCGUAUGAAUGCUUGCUUUCAUGCCAUCCAGCAAUGCACUGCAGUGACGUGACUAUGUGUUAUAUUUUGUCUAAUGCAGGCAUAAAAGGCAGGAUGCCGCACCAUAGGGUGUGACUAGAUGCAACGUGGCUAUCUCACUUCUCUCUAUUUAAAAAAAAAAAAGGCUUCCCACAAGCCAAGUAUCACCUGACCAUCCUGGCACUAUGGGAUGUCCACAAAUGCUUUGUUAAAGGCAACUCCUUGUUGUAGGUUAAUUUACAGACACACACAUACAUGCACACACUCAGGAUAAAUAGGAUCAUCUAUUUUCAUACAUAUCACAUACAGGGACGUAGAUGAGACAAAAUUAGCUGCUGCUAAACAUUUGUGUUCGUUGCUCUUCUUGCAAAUGUUGUAGCUUUCAAUGACACACAGAUACUCGACUGCCUCUGCUUUUACAUGUCAAGGGGACGUUGUUGUUCUGUGGUUGACCCCCCCUCUUUCUUUAUAGUUAAAAAACUAAAACCAAUAGAACAGUAAAAUAUUUGUUGGUGAUGAGAUGGGGGCACAAGCUUCGGAGGCAUGAGGGUUUUAAGUAAAGGAGUGUACAGUACUGCCGCUUUGGGAACGUGCCUCUUUGUUGUGGUGAGCACAACCUGAUGCAACCUGUAAGUGGAAAUGCCACAUACAAGUGUACAAGGGGCCAGUGCAACUGUAACUGCAUCAUCAAUCUACCAAUGUAACUGGAUAUGACUGAACAAUAAUAAAAUAUGUGGAACAUUCUACCCUGAUGAUGG
Molecule: messenger RNA, 6959 nt
Organism: Dunckerocampus dactyliophorus (ringed pipefish)
Lineage: Eukaryota; Metazoa; Chordata; Actinopteri; Syngnathiformes; Syngnathidae
Gene: l1cama
Product: L1 cell adhesion molecule, paralog a
Exons: 29
Coding region: 380-4228 (1282 amino acids)
Biological process (GO): cell-cell adhesion
Molecular function (GO): protein binding
Source: RefSeq, a predicted model, not a curated record